Molecule: messenger RNA, 1218 nt
Organism: Myotis davidii
Lineage: Eukaryota; Metazoa; Chordata; Mammalia; Chiroptera; Vespertilionidae
Gene: RNF144A
Product: ring finger protein 144A
Exons: 8
Coding region: 209-1123 (304 amino acids)
Biological process (GO): ubiquitin-dependent protein catabolic process; positive regulation of proteasomal ubiquitin-dependent protein catabolic process; protein polyubiquitination
Cellular component (GO): cytoplasm; ubiquitin ligase complex; Golgi apparatus
Molecular function (GO): ubiquitin protein ligase activity; zinc ion binding; ubiquitin conjugating enzyme binding
Source: RefSeq, a predicted model, not a curated record
ACACACGACAGGAAUGAGGCCGGAGACGCUGCUUCCUCCGACCUUCAGCCUGAGCGGCCUUGGGGCUCAGUGCCUCACAGCCUCCCUCCGCUCAGCCCGGCCCCUUAGCGCCCGGUCCUGAGCCCCACGUCUGAGCGGCGCUGCCCAAGCAGUGACGGCCCGGGAACUGCAAGGAAGCGCCCACUCGCGCAGCAGGUACUGCUCGGCCAUGACCACGGCGUGGUACCGGCCCACGUGGGACCUGGCCCUGGACCCGCUGGUGUCAUGCAAGCUGUGCCUCGGCGAGUACCCAGUGGAGCAGAUGACCACCCUGGCCCAGUGCCGCUGCGUCUUCUGCACGCUGGUGGGUGCCGGCCCUUCCGCGGGGGGCGUCAGGGUUUGCUUUCGUGUCUGCAGACCACACCCUUUUUUGGUAAUAUCCUACAUUAUAAAGGGUUCCAUGCUGCUUGUCACGCCCCUGGUCCAUGUGUUUUUCCUCCCUCAGAUCGAGUGCAUGGUUGCGGCUGAAAUUAUGCAAAGAUAUAAAAAGCUACAAUUUGAAAGAGAGGUGCUGCUGGACCCCUGUCGGACCUGGUGCCCGGUGUCCACCUGCCAGGCCGUGUGCCAGCUCCCGGAGAUGGGGCUGCCAACACCCCAGCCGGUGCAGUGCAAGGCCUGCGCCACGGAAUUCUGCUCCGCCUGCAAGGCCAGCUGGCACCCGGGCCAGGGCUGCCCGGAGACCAUGCCCAUCACCUUCCUUCCCGGGGACACCAGUUCGGGGUUCAGGCUGGAGGAGGACGAUGCGCCCAUCAAACGCUGCCCCAAGUGCAAGGUCUACAUCGAGCGGGACGAAGGCUGCGCCCAGAUGAUGUGCAAGAACUGCAAGCACGCCUUCUGCUGGUACUGCCUGGAGUCCCUGGACGACGACUUCCUCCUCAUCCACUACGACAAGGGGCCCUGCAGGAACAAGCUGGGCCACUCCAGGGCCUCCGUGAUCUGGCAUCGGACACAGGUCGUGGGCAUUUUUGCUGGAUUUGGGCUCCUGCUCUUGGUGGCCUCGCCCUUCCUGCUCCUGGCCACCCCCUUUGUACUUUGCUGCAAGUGCAAGUGCAGCAAAGGCGACGACGACCCGUUACCCACCUAGAGGAGGGCACGACCCAGGAGCGAGACCCCUGCCUCCGGGAGGCCGGACUCUCCCCCCGCCCCCUCCCCCUCUCACUAAACAUCCUUCUUGCCUUA